AGACUCACUCUGAGGGUCUGUCCCCAGAGCCUCAGUUCGUGCAGGACACCGACAUGGAACAGGGACUCACUGGGGGAGGACAAACGCCCAAGGAGGCCCCCCACCCGACUCCGCUCUGGACCCAGCUCCCCAGCGGCCCCUAGGGAACCCGCGAUCGAGAUUAGACCUCCGAGCUGCCUAGACGGGCCCCGGAAGUGCGCGCCGAGGAGCAGGCGAUUCUAGUCCCCCUGGAGGCCGAGGUCGCCGACGCCGCCGGAACGCGCGGCCGGGUGAGCGAUGACUGCCCGUCCCUUGGGUCGGGUUCUGAAGACCUUUUAGAGAAGAUCCUGGCCUUGGUGCGGCACCGGGGACUGGACCCGGCCCAUGGAGAAGCUGCCUGAACAGACGUCCCCGGAGUCCCCGUGUCCGUCCCUCGAGCAGGAGCCUCGAAAGAGCAAGGAUGGUGAGACCUGGACUGAGGAUCAAUUAAUUAUAAAGCAGAAAUCUCUUGAAAUAGGGACACAGCCACACGAAGGAGAUGAAUGUGAACGAAACAAACAUGCAGGACCCUAUGGGUAUGGACAGAACUUUGGUCAUAUCUCAGACUUUAUCCGACAGACACACAUUCUUAUGGAAGAGAAAUCUCAAAUGUGCAACGUUUGUGGCAAGCUAUUCAGACGGAAUACAUACCGUAUUCAGCAUGAAAAAAUCCACACGCAAGAGAAGCCUUAUGAGUGUCAUGAAUGUGGAAAAGCCUUUGGCCAUAGUUCAAAUCUCAUUCAGCAUCAAAGAAUUCACACCGAGGAGAAACCCUAUGAAUGCGGUGAGUGUGGGAAGGCCUUCCGGCGCAGCUCACGCCUCAUCCAGCAUCAGAUCAUCCACACGGGGGAGAUGCCUUACAUGUGUAAUGAGUGCGGAAAAGCUUUCGGUCAGAGCUCAAGUCUCCUUCGACAUCAGAGAAUCCACACUAGGGAGAAGCCCUAUGAAUGUACCGAAUGUGGGAAGGCUUUCAGUCAGAGCUCAAAUCUAACAGAACAUCAGCGAGUUCACACCAGAGAGAGACCAUAUGAAUGCAGCGACUGUGGGAAAGCUUACAGUCGUAACUCACACCUCAUCGAACAUCAGAGAGUCCAUACAGGGGAGACUCCUUAUGACUGUAAUGAGUGUGGGAAAUCUUUCAGUAGGAGUUCACUGCUUAUCAAACAUCAUAGAAUUCACACUGGAGAAAGACCCUAUGAGUGUAGUGAAUGUGGGAAGGCCUUUAGUCGGAACUCCCACCUUAUUCAGCACCAGAAGACUCACAGUGGGGUAAAACCUUCUGAAUGUAAAGAAUGUGGGAAAACCUUCAAGUACAGUUCGUACCUUAUUGAUCACCUGGGAAUCCAUUCACGAGAGAAACUGUGAAUGAAGUGAAGGUGGUAAAGCCUUUGGUUGGAGUUCAGCUCUUAGCGAACAUCAGAGAACUCACGCUGGGGAGAAAACCUUUGGCUGUAGUGAGUGCAGACGGCCUUCAGUCCUAGCUCAACUCUUACUAAGGCCUGAAAAUCCACAUAGUGGACAGAUCUCGUGGAUGUGGACAGAUCUCAUGGAUGUGUUCAGUGCAUGAAUACCUUUAGACAGAGUUCCCGUCUUACUCAGCAUUAGCCAGUUUCCUUUGGGGGAAUGAUGGGUAUGGGGAGAGCCUUGCUAUGAGUCGGAGAGGGGCAUGAAAGGGGCGUCAUGUGACACUACAGAAGGAAUGACUAAAGUGGAAGCUUAAGUCAGCACUACUUUUUAUUUGAUUUUGAGGAUCUACAUCAGAGGGAGAUUCUAUGUUUUUUUUUCACAUCUCCAUAAUCUUCUGCCAAAAAUGGAAUGAGUUAGGUCCAUUCCAGGGAAGAAAGAAUCAGGGCAUUCUGGAUUCAGACUCAUAGAUCAGGAAAGCUGCAAUGUGACCUUUGAAUUCAAUAGCUUUCCUUGUAUCUCAUCUGUCCUGUUGGGUGUAACUAUACAUGGAAGUGGAUCUUGGGUCUUCUUGGACCAGCAUUUUUGCUCCUCAGUGUCCUGCAGACUACUGAAUCUCUUUUUGUUUUAUAUUUCAUAGAUGCUUUUUAAUAAAUGGGCAAAUUUUCUAAGCCCAAUAAUU
Molecule: messenger RNA, 2104 nt
Organism: Balaenoptera ricei (Rice's whale)
Lineage: Eukaryota; Metazoa; Chordata; Mammalia; Artiodactyla; Balaenopteridae
Product: zinc finger protein 239-like
Exons: 4
Coding region: 364-1383 (339 amino acids)
Source: RefSeq, a predicted model, not a curated record